Molecule: messenger RNA, 997 nt
Organism: Pelagomonas calceolata
Lineage: Eukaryota; Pelagophyceae; Pelagomonadales; Pelagomonadaceae
Source: the annotation of a GenBank genome assembly
CGGCGCGGCGCUUUGGCUGCCUUAGCGUACCACAGAGAUAGUUUAGAGGGACGCAGGAGUCGGCAGACGAUCGUGCGAAGCGACAGCAGUCGAUUCCUUGCACCUGUGCCAGCGCGCCACGCCGCCCAGGUCGGCUUUUGACCCGAGUCAUGGCUCCCGGCGCUCCUAUGCCGUCGUGCCUCCCGCCGCAGCUAAUAAUCGCUUGGUUACCGACGCGCGACGUCGCCGCCGCUCUGCGCGUGUCGAAGGAUUGGUGCAGUACGGCGGAGCCGAUCUUCCAAGCGAUCGCGGGCCGCCAUGGGCUGCGACGCGUGGAUCCUUCGUGGAGGGAAACGGUGCGGCGCUAUAGAACCCGAUUGGGUCGUAUGGAGACGCAAAAUCCACUUGCAAUUCGUCUACACCAGGCGGCACAGCGCGACGACGCCCCGGCUAUCCAAAGACUUGUUUCCGGAGAUUGGGAUGCAGACCGUCAGAUGUUUCCCGAACCUGUAGAUGUAGACUAUGCGGGCGGUUUUGGUCAGACGGCCCUCCACAUCGCGGCGAUGUGGGGGAAUUUGAAUGCUGUAAACGCCUUGAUUGCCGCGGGGGCGGACCUGAAUCCACAGAAUUGGAUUGAACGAAAUUAUUUGGGUUACAUUGGGGGGACUCCGCUCCACGUCGCUGCGAAUUCAACUAAGGCGCCCCUAGCCAAGCGAUGCCGUUGUGCCGAGCGGCUGAUCGAAGCCGGCGCCAACGCGCGGCUUUUGAACGGAGAGGAGGAUGCGCCGUACCAGAGCCCUCUUCCAGAACACGAGUCGGACUUGAUAAAUAUGCGGGGCCUCGCCGAGAGCCGCGUGAGGUUCCGCAAGCUCCUGACGUUCGCCUUCCGAGCCCAGCGAUGCUGCGAUGAAGACAACGUGACAGAGAAGUCACCCGGCAAUUUGGCGUCGGCACCGAAGGUCAGCUCUCCGCUCGGCGACGUGGGGACGAGCGACGUUUUCGAUAUAUGAUGUGUAAG